AUGAAGCAAAAUAACUCCUAUUGCUAUGUGAUCGAUGAGGCUGAUUUCACUAACAUGGCUAAUGUCAACGUGUUUGAAUGGGUUGUUCAAGGUGAUGUUUCAGCUCUGGAUUACCUGAGCAAGAAGAGUCCGACUCACCUGAGCUCUAAGGAUGAAAAUGGAGCCCGACCAAUCCACUACGCUGCUGCUAGUGGACAUUUGGACAUUAUUCAGCUCAUUGUGUCCGUGACAGGACUUGAGGAGUUAGAUGUUCAGGAUGCGGAAGGCCAAACUCCUCUACAUUUUGCUGUAGAGAAAAACCAGGACUCAAGCUGCUCAUUGUUGCUAGAUUUGGGUGCCAAUCCAAACAUUGUAAACAGAGCCAUGAUGGCACCAAUUCACUUGGCCAUCAGCAAAGAACACAAUCACCUGGUACAGGUUCUCCUGUUCUGCAGUCGGACAGAUGUGAAUCUGGAGGGAGAUUUGGGAAACACACCUGUGAUGUUUGCAUGCUCUAACAAUAACUGCAAAGCUCUUCAAACGCUUUUUAAAUAUGGAGCAAAGCUGUGUCAUCAGAACAAGCUGGGGCAUUAUGCGAUACACACAGUGGCAUUUUCUGGAGCGAAAGAAGCAAUGGAGGUGAUACUGAAUAAAGGAGAAGAGUUGGGUAUUCUGGCCCUCACACACAUUAAUUAUUUGGAUAAAUCCAAGAGCAGCCCACUUCAUUUAGCUGUACGAGGCGGAAAUACAGAAGUGAUCAAACUUUGCAUUGCUAAAGGUGCAAAAGUGGACCAACAGCAGUGUGACAAAUCCACGGCGCUGCACUUCGCCUGCACACAGGGAGCGAUGGAAGCUGUACAAGCGAUGCUGCUUCCUUAUGAGAUGAGAAUGGAUGAAAUCAUUAACAUUAGAGACGCAGCCAAUCAGACGCCGUUACACAGAGCCGCGUUGUUCAAUCAUGUGGACCUGGCUACAUAUCUCGUCUCAAAGGGAGCGGACAUCAAUUGCGUCGACUGUAAGGGCUUUACCCCUUUACUCCUGGCUACAACAAGCAGCGCAUGGAAAACAGUUUCAUUCUUACUGUCUAAAGGUGCAGAUUUUAGGAUUAAAGGCAAAACUGGAUGGAACUUCCUCCAUUUUGUGAUCUUCCAACCGAAAGGACUGAAAAAUCUUCCUGAACACAUUCUACAGAAUAAAGACGUGUGGGAGCUGAUGAGCGAGGAGGACUCUGAAGGCUGCACUCCUCUACAUUACGCCUGCAAACUCGGCAUCCACGAUUCUGUUAAAAACAUGCUGGGGUUUGAAAUCUCCCUGGGCCACAAGUCAAAGGAGAAAAAAUCAGCACUUCAUUUUGCUGCAGAAUACGGCCGAAUAAACACAUGUCGCAGGCUUUUAGAAACGAUCAAAGACUCACGUUUGUUAAAUGAGGGCGAUGAGAAUGGACGGACGCCACUGCAUCUGGCUUCUAUGGGGGGCCACGUGAAGGUGGUGGAUCUGCUGCUCAGGACAGGAGCGCUGUUCCAGAGCGAUUAUAAAGGCCGGUCAUGUUUACAUUACGCUGCGGCUGAAGGAUACACACAGACGAUGACUGUCCUGCUGGCAGCAAACAUCAAACUGCUGGAUAACAGAGAUGAAGAUGGGAACACGGCUCUGCACCUAGCCGGACGUGAAGGUCACGUCGCAGCUGUAAAGCUCUUACUGAAGCAAGGAGCUGAAAUCCUGCUCAAUAAUAAUCACGUCUCAUUCUUCCACGAAGCUGUGCGCAAUGGGAAAAAAGACGUUGCUAAUGCUGUUAUUGAGAAUGAGAGGUCAGCAGAGAUUAUACGUCAGUUUAACAUGGGCUACUCUCGCUGCGCUGUGAUGGAUUUAAUUGAGUUCCUACCUGAAUCGACAAAGCAUCUUCUGGAUCAGUGUAUGUCUGAAUCAGACCAUGACCCAAACAGCGCUGACUACCAUAUCACAUACAGUUUCCAGUGGCUUCAGGCUCCAGUAAAUGUGCAGAAAUUUUCAAAAAUGGACAAAAAUCUGUAUAUUCAGCCUCUGGCAUCUCUAAACGCAAUGGUUCAGUACAACCGGAUCGAGCUCCUCACACACCCUGUGUGUCAGAAAUACUUAGAGAUGAAAUGGAAAGCGUAUGGGAGUAAGGUUCAUUUACUCAAUCUGGCCGUGUAUCUGUUGGGCCUUUUGCCCCUCACAUAUCUUGUCAUCAACUUGAAACCUCCACAAAUCAGCACAACAAACAACACGACCAUCACCAUGGAGCCCAUAUCCUUCCGCAAUCAAAGCUAUUUAAUUUCAGCCUUCAUGCUGAUGGUCCUCAUCAUGAACAUUUACGCCAUUUGCAAGGAGUUGAUCCAAUUAGCACAACAGCAAAUGAAUUACUUUUUGGACACCUCAAACCUAUUAGACUGGGCAGCAGCCAUUUUCUCUCUUGCUUUCGUUACCCCAAUGAUCUUUGGUGUGGAAGGGAACUUUCAUUGGCAGGCUGGAGCUUUGGCAAUUUUAUAUGCCUGGAUCAACUUUCUUCUUUACUUCCAGAGGUUUGAGCACUUUGGUAUUUAUGUUGUAAUGCUUGGAGAAAUUGCAAGGACAUUCAUGUCUGUCCUCAAACUUUUCAUCUUCCUGUUGCUGGCAUUUGGAUUGUCCUUCCAUGCACUGAUGCUUCAUCGAGCUGAAUUCAACUCUGUUGGUCUGUCGUUGGCACAGACGUUUGUAAUGAUGGUUGGAGAGCUGAAUUAUGAGAAUUCAUUUCUAGACUCAUACAAUCAGGGACGUCUGGCUUUUCCUUUAAUCACCUACUUCGUUUUUGUGGUCUUCAUCCUCUUCAUGCCAAUCCUUCUCAUGAACUUGAUGAUUGGUUUGGCGGUUGGGGACAUCGCUGAGGUUCAAAGGAACGCCGCGUUGAAGAGGAUUGCCAUGCAGAUUAAUCUUCAUACUAAUCUGGAAGAGAAACUGCCAUAUUGGUUGAUGAAGAGAGUGGACAAGCAUAGUAUUACUGUCUAUCCAAACAAGAAGUGUGCCAAGUUUCGGGGAAGAAUGGAGCAGUUCUUUGGGAUCACUCCUACGAUAGGUGAAGUGCGCACUCGUUUAAACACACAGAUGACACACUCAAGUCCAUUGGAGACAGAACUGAUGAAGCAGAAAUGCAAGCUGAAGCAGAUUUCUUCAGACUUGGAGAAACAAAACAUGUUGUUGAAACUCAUCAUACAGAAAAUGGAAAUCACGACGGAGGCAGAUGAGCACGAUGGACCUGACAAUUUCCAGUCCAUGACUACUGCAAAAUUAAACAAAUCCCAAUGGGUUCCUCUGAUGCAAGCUCUGGGGGUCAGGAAGCGUGGGAUCUGUAGUUUUAAAAGGGACUGUGUGUACCUACAGUAUGUAAAUGGUGAUUAA
This is a messenger RNA of Neoarius graeffei (lesser salmon catfish), 3372 nucleotides long. RefSeq names its product transient receptor potential cation channel, subfamily A, member 1b (gene trpa1b). The transcript is spliced from 28 exons. NCBI's taxonomy places the organism in Eukaryota, Metazoa, Chordata, Actinopteri, Siluriformes, Ariidae. Gene Ontology annotation, molecular function: monoatomic ion channel activity; protein binding. Gene Ontology annotation, cellular component: membrane. Bases 1 to 3372 code for a protein of 1123 amino acids. Gene Ontology annotation, biological process: transmembrane transport; monoatomic ion transport. The record is from RefSeq and is a predicted model, not a curated record.